AUGACCUGCAUUACACGGAUAAGAAAUGUCGAGGAAAACCUGCCCGAGAUGUCGUUGAGACUUGUGGUGCCAACCACAAUGAUCCAAGAGGUGCUACACAACUGUCAUGACUCCAUCGAAGGAGGACACCAAUGCGUCUCUUACCAGAGAGUGAAACACGACUACUACUGUAUCGGUCUCUACGCAGAUGUAGUGAAACAUGUGAAAUCAUGCCUCGACUGCAGCUCGAGUAAGAGCUUGCCGCAGCUCAAAGGCUACUCACCUGGCAAUGUGCUCGCAGAGCGACCAUUGUCAAUGGACUUUGGGAUCCUUCUGCCGAGAUCUCGUCGAAGGAACACUGCUCUGUUGCUAUGGCAGUGCUCGUUUACUGGGUUUGUGAUUGCUAAAGCGAUGUCAGAUACCGAUGCCCUGACUGUGGUCAAGGUGUUCAAGUAA
This is a messenger RNA of Phytophthora megakarya, 435 nucleotides long. Lineage: Eukaryota; Oomycota; Peronosporomycetes; Peronosporales; Peronosporaceae. The record is from the annotation of a GenBank genome assembly.